GAUAUGUUAUUUCACGACAUAUUUUUUGUCUAAUUUCUCUUCUUUGAAACAUAAGAUUCAAUGGGCGGGCAAAGCCAAUAAUUAAAAGGAAAAAUAAAAAUUUAUCUUUUUGUUUGUUAAUUUAUCUUGUGUGUAUUGAUUUGAGUUAAGGAAUACAACGUCACCUAGGUUCACCACUAAAAACCAGAGAGCGAAAAGAAAUUAAAAUGCUAAGGAAUUCACUAAAAUUAUUGCAAAAAACUAAUUGUGGUAGUCGCCUACUUCCCAACAAUGUGUUUCGCUUUGUUGACAAAAGAACUUUCAGUAGUCUACAAAGAAUCCAGGAAUGUACGUACAGGAAAAAAACUCCGAAUUAUUUAUGCCAGUGUCGCAAUAUGUUUAUACAGACACAAGAUACUCCUAACCCUAAUAGUCUGAAGUUUAUGCCCGGGACUAAGGUUUUAGAACCAGGACAAACUAUGGAUUUUCCUAAUAUUGGUGCAGCACAAUGUAGCCCUUUAGCAAAAAUGAUUUUUAGAAUUGAAGGAGUAAAAGCUGUUUUCUUUGGACCUGAUUUUAUAACUGUCACUAAGCAAGAUGAUGAUGUGGAGUGGAAAAUUUUAAAGCCAGAGAUAUUUGCAACUAUAAUGGAUUUCUUUGCUAGCGGUCUCCCUGUUGUGACUGAUGCAAAGCCAUCUGGAGAUACACAAAUUAAUGAAGAUGACGAUGAAAUUGUACAAAUGAUCAAAGAGCUACUCGACACACGUAUAAGGCCAACAGUACAAGAAGACGGUGGUGAUGUACUAUUUGUAGAUUUCAAAGAUGGAGUGUUGACUCUUAAGAUGCAAGGAUCGUGUUCAUCUUGUCCUAGUUCAAUAGUUACACUGAAAAAUGGAGUACAAAAUAUGAUGCAGUUCUACAUCCCCGAGGUGUUAGCUGUGGAACAAAUUGACGAUGAAGGUGAUAAAUUAAGCGAUAAGGUUUUCAAAGAAUUUGAACAACUUAAAUCCAAAGAGAAAAAGGAUUGAAUUAAUGUUUUCCACCAGUGAGCGUGGUGCAGUCGUGAGUAUAGGAUUGUAAUUAAAAAAUAAUGUAUAAUAGUGUAUAAUAUAAUCUCAACAUUUUGUCAUAGACAAAAAAAUCAGUUCUAAAACUGUAUGUGAUUUUAUAGUUGUAUAUUUUUUCUGUAAAUAAAACAAUUGUUUCAAUCAAGACUUAA
Diatraea saccharalis (sugarcane borer) is the source of this 1198-nucleotide messenger RNA. Lineage: Eukaryota; Metazoa; Arthropoda; Insecta; Lepidoptera; Crambidae. The record is from the annotation of a GenBank genome assembly.